CAGGAGAGAAUUUCGUACACACCUCCAGUGAGCCCGGUACCAAAUUACACUUCCUCAACACCACUACAUGUCCCAGUGCCUCAAGCGAUCAGGAUGGAGGAAGACACAAUCAGACUGCCAGCACACCUGCGUUUGCAGCCCAUUUACUGGAGCAGGGAUGAUGUGGCACAGUGGCUCAGGUGGGCAGAGAAGGAGUUUUCCUUAAGGCCGAUUGAGAGCAGCACUUUUGAGAUGAACGGCAAGGCUCUGCUGCUCCUGACCAAAGAGGACUUUCGAUACCGGUCUCCUCAUUCAGGUGAUGUUUUGUAUGAACUCCUGCAGCAUAUUCUGAAGCAAAGGAAAGCUCGUAUGCUCUUCACACCUUUCUUCCACCCUGGGAACUCUAUCCAUGCUCAGCCAGAGGUCAUAUUACACCAGAAUCAUGAUGAAGAUAGCUUUGUCCAGAGACCCUCAAGACCAUCCACAGAAACAGUCCACCACAACCCCCCAACCAUUGAACUGUUGCAUCGUUCCAGAUCACCCAUCACCAACAACCACCGUCCAUCACCAGAUCCUGAUCAGCGGCCACUGAAGUCCCCUAUGGACAACACUAUCCGUCACCUUUCCCCAGCUGAUAGGGUGCCGGGAACAAGGCAUCAGCACGAGAACAACCAGCAGGAGCCCUAUCCUCUCUCAGUGUCCCCGAUAGAAAACAACCACUGCCCACCUCAUUCUGAGGUGCUCCAGAAGCCUUCCAGCCCUCGCCAGGAGAACACCAGGGUCAUCCAGCUGAUGCCCAGCCCUAUUAUGCAUCCUUUGAUACUGAACCCCAGGCACUCCGAUUUCAAACCGCCAAGGUUGUCUGAGGAUGGGCUGCACAGGGAGGUAAAGCCAAUCAACCUGUCCCACCGAGAAGAGUUAGCUUAUAUGAACCACAUCAUGGUGUCUGUAUCCCCUCCUGAGGACCAUGCAAUGCCAAUUGGAAGAAUAGCAGACUGUAGGUUGCUUUGGGAUUAUGUUUAUCAGCUGCUUUCUGACAGCCGGUACGAAAAUUUCAUCCGAUGGGAAGAUAAGGAAUCCAAAAUAUUUCGGAUAGUGGAUCCCAAUGGGCUGGCCCGGCUGUGGGGAAACCACAAGAACAGAACAAAUAUGACUUACGAGAAAAUGUCCAGAGCCCUACGCCACUACUACAAACUAAAUAUUAUCCGGAAGGAGCCAGGACAAAGGCUUUUGUUCAGGUUCAUGAAGACCCCAGAUGAGAUUAUGAGUGGCCGAACAGACCGCCUUGAGCACCUUGAAUCCCAGGAGCUGGAUGAACAAAUAUACCAAGAAGAUGAGUGCUGAAGGCAACUGGUGCACCGCCUCUGUGGGUCCAUGGGAGAAACAUCUACCCAGAUGGCUGGCACGGUCUGGGAGGCGAAGCAACAACACAGAAGCAGUACUUGGGGUCGCCGCUUAGCUUGAAGAUCAUGCAGGACCUGAAGCACCUUAACGAAACAAACUAACAGGCAGAAGUGGUGCUGGCAGAAAAGUAAAGGGGAGAAAGCCUGGACUUACGCACUACUUCACUGUUCCUACAACGUCUCCCUUGAGUUCUUUCUUUCUUUUUGGUUUGUUUCAGUUUUGGGGGGUUUUUUGUUGGUUUUUUUUUUUUCCCUAAUAAACAUGCAGUUUGACUUUCCUUAUCUCACAUAGGACAAGACAUCAGAUUAUGCUUUUUGGUUUUGGAAGGCUUUCCUAUGGAAAUAGAGUGCUCUUAUUUUCUGUGCAAGUCUCAUGACCUAACACCGCAUAAAACAAUAGCAACACAAGAAGGGAUUUGCUCAAGGGUUCCAGUUUGCUUGGAUCAAUUUACAUGUGCUGCCACUGGGAAAUGUGUUGAAGCUACCAAAAGAAUUUACCACACAUACCUGUCCAAUGAAGAGGAGUCACCCUUCAUGUGUAGGCUGGGAUAUCAUCCCAGCAUAGUUUGGGCUCACGAGCCCUGCGAGUGGCUGUUAACUGCUGGAAUAUGGACCAAAACCAAUCACCUAAGUGCUCUGGGGAGGAGAGAAAUAAAUGUGACAAACCUCUGCAGUAGACUGAUGUUGACAUUUUCCCUCCCUUUAGCAAGGAAGUGAUAGAAUGGAGCAGGGGGAGGGAGGGCAGGGACAAAUACAUAUAUAUAUGUGUAUAUAUA
This is a messenger RNA of Nestor notabilis (Kea), 2158 nucleotides long. RefSeq names its product ets variant 6 (gene ETV6). Gene Ontology annotation, cellular component: nucleus. Gene Ontology annotation, molecular function: DNA-binding transcription factor activity, RNA polymerase II-specific; sequence-specific DNA binding. The transcript is spliced from 7 exons. Gene Ontology annotation, biological process: cell differentiation; regulation of transcription by RNA polymerase II. The record is from RefSeq and is a predicted model, not a curated record. The annotation marks the transcript as partial. NCBI's taxonomy places the organism in Eukaryota, Metazoa, Chordata, Aves, Psittaciformes, Psittacidae.